This is a messenger RNA of Heteronotia binoei (common prickly gecko), 1441 nucleotides long. It is a transcript of the gene TAF11, whose product is annotated as TATA-box binding protein associated factor 11. Gene Ontology annotation, molecular function: protein heterodimerization activity; transcription coactivator activity. The transcript has 5 exons. The record is from RefSeq and is a predicted model, not a curated record. Gene Ontology annotation, biological process: transcription initiation at RNA polymerase II promoter; RNA polymerase II preinitiation complex assembly. Gene Ontology annotation, cellular component: nucleus; transcription factor TFIID complex. Bases 240 to 851 code for a protein of 203 amino acids. Lineage: Eukaryota; Metazoa; Chordata; Lepidosauria; Squamata; Gekkonidae.
CUUUUCUUAAGAUUCAGUAUAGUAUGAAUGAAACUUAACCAAAUGCCGAAAGAACCCCUUGUCCAAUAGCUGUGAUAUUUGCAUAUCACCCUCCGCGUUUUCACUAUUUACUCCAUGAACUUAGCCUCGCCUGCCUCUUGGGCGUGAAGUGUUGUCAUGGAAACAGUGACCAAGGGGGAGGUAGAAGCCUGCUUGGUGAUGUCAUCAAAGCCCGACAGAGUCGGUUCUUUCUGAUUAACAUGGCGGAAGCACCGGAGUCUCAGCGAGAAGAUGCUGCUCUUCCUUUGCCUUCUCUUUCUGCACCCGCUGACCUUUCUGCUGUGGAAGAGGCCGUGGGGCAGGAGAGGGAGUCUGUGGAGGUUAAGGUGGAGGUGCAGGGUAUAGAGAUUAAAAGCAAGGAAGCUGCAGAAUUGGUCCUUGGAGAAUUGGAGGAAUCUACAUCACAGGCCUGUGCAGCCAAAAAAAUUAAAAUAGAGAUAAAGGACAAAAAAGAGAAAAAACACAAAGUCGAUGAAGAUGAAAUUCAAAAAAUGCAAAUAUUAGUUUCUUCUUUUUCUGAAGAACAACUGAAUCGUUAUGAGAUGUAUCGCCGAUCAGCUUUUCCUAAGGCUGCUAUUAAAAGGCUGAUCCAAUCAAUUACUGGAACUUCUGUUUCUCAGAAUGUGGUCAUUGCAAUGUCAGGAAUUUCCAAAGUCUUUGUUGGGGAAGUGGUAGAAGAAGCACUAGAUGUAUGUGAGAAGUGGGGAGAAUCACCACCUCUGCAACCAAAACACAUGCGAGAAGCAGUCAGACGUCUGAAGACACGAGGACAGAUCCCCAACUCAAAAUAUAAAAAAAUUCUUUUUCACUGAAGAGGCAGUAGGAAAGGAGUCUUUAAUGGGAUGGUGAACUUUCAACUUGGAGCAGACUUUCACUGAUGGUGUCUUCAGAGGGCAUAAAGCUUCAUCUUUAAGGUCUCUUUGGUAAGAAUAAGCUGUUUCUGAAAUCAUGGACCACUGAAGACCAGCAAUUCUGCAGGUUGUUUAGACUAAACAUAUAAGCAUAUGUGUACAGCAGCCUUAAAACAUUGCUGUGAUAAGGUUAUGCCAGCCUCAUGGAACUUUUAGAAGGACUUCUUGAAAGUGGGGAUAAAUACAAUUAAACAAGAAGUGUUAUUGGUGGGAAAUAAUAAGAAACUCAGUAAAGGAACUCUUUAAAUUUUGUCUCGGCACUAAUGUUUGGGUUAGCAUUGAGUCUUCUGUCAUAUAAAACUUGUGGUUGUAUGAAAUAUUACAAGUGCUAUUUGUUAAACUCGUUUUUUGAAAGUGACAAGGGCUGCCAGUAGCAGCUCCUUGCUAAGACAGUAGGCAAGACAGUGUAGAAUUGACUUGUUCUGUUAGAUAUUUAAGUACUUUUUAAUAGCAGUUACUUAAAGUGCUCAUUAAAAAUAAUUUUGACUUCA